Molecule: messenger RNA, 4272 nt
Organism: Bursaphelenchus okinawaensis
Lineage: Eukaryota; Metazoa; Nematoda; Chromadorea; Rhabditida; Aphelenchoididae
Source: the annotation of a GenBank genome assembly
AUGACCGAGCCAAACGACCUUCAACAAGUAUGUUAUAGUUGGUAUUGCUUUGCUUUUUGUAGUAGAUAUAGCUUUGCUUGUUAUAGUAGAUAUUGUUUUGCUUGUUACAGUGGAUCGUGCUUUGUUACUUUCAACUUCUAUAUUAUUUUUAUUUAAAACUAUUUUUAAAUAUAAACAUUUUAUAAACACUUGACUAGCUUUUUAUAACAUUUUUUGUUCAUUUAAAUGGUUGAUAACAGCUUUUACGUUUUGCUUUCGUGUAUUUUGUCCAAUCCUACUAAUCGGUUUACUAAUAUUGAUACUUGUGUUAGCCAGCGAUGGGCGAUUCUAUGCCAACGGAACUCAAGGAAAUAAAGCCCAACGAAGGUGAGCAACCAGUAAAGCAAGCUGAAGUUGAGAAGGAGCAAUUGUUGGACAAAAGCAAUGGAAAUGGAGUUGUAAGCAUAUUUAUGUCAUUGUGAUGAGUUUUUGUCAAAGUUCUAUUUUGGUUUAUGUGGAGAGAUAAACGUACUGUUCUCUGUCUAUAAUCAACUUACGCAGCUUGUAUUUCAAUUUCAAUAUUUUUCGAAACAUUUUGUAACUUUACAAUACUAAUGCACCUUUCUUCAUACUUCAUGAAUAGUAAUUGAAAUGGUGAUGGUUUUCUAAAUACGUAUACUGAAAUAACACGUGUGUGUAUAGGUCCUGUAUAUAGGUAAUGAAUGUUGGUAGAAACAAUUAUGUUCUGAAUACAGUGUUGUUUGUAUAAUUAAUGCAUAAUUUAAUGGUUAUUGUAUUAAUAAAGACCCAUGUUUCUUGCAGAACGAUGAGACGGAAAGAAUGGUUCCGGAAUCCGCGACGGCUGCCGAGCCAGAAAUGGCCAGAACUUCAUUGAGGUAACAAUUAAAGACUUAUUUUAUAUUUUAAAGAAGUUAAAAGGGCUUUGUGGCUGUUAUUUUACACUUGAGUAUGUUAAUAAGAUUGGCUUUGAGUAUGUUUAAUAGGGUUUUGGCAAAUGGGGCAAUCUGUUCUGAGUUUUGGCACGCUAUAUUAUUAAAUUUAGCUUGUGGACCGGGUUGAGACCUAAUUUGAGCAUUUCUAGAAAUUUUAUCAAAACUUUCUGAUAUUAAGCUAUCAAAAACAUAUACUAUAACUUGUCAAUCAAUAGCGAUUGAUCGAAUUUUAAAAAACGUUUAUCUAUUGUUGAUAUCAGUAGUCAAAGUUUGUAAUGAACGCGUUAGCAAGUCAUUGAUUGUCUAAAAAACGUUGUAAUCACAUUUUUAAGUAGCGUGAAAUGAUUUUAUGGACACAAACAUGCUUUAAAGGUGUACAAGAAAGCAGCAGAUCGGAAUUUAAGUUCAGUGCGAGGCUAAUACUUGAAAAUUUUUUAGGAAAUUGGAUGAUUUAAGUAUAAAGAUGUAAUCUUCUGCAACAUAGAAAUUUUUUAAUUGUAAGACAAGUAUAACAUUAGGAAAACAAAACUGAAAACCAUAAAUUAAAGGAUUUAGUUAGUAUAAGCUUUUUUGACGUAAAGGGAAUUAACUACCAGCUUUUGUAAACGGGAGAACACUAUAAAAAUAGUUCCUGACAAGCACAAAAAACCAUUCAAGUUUUUGCUAAUCGGAAGAGAUUCCUUAUCAUAAACAUUAAUUAAACAUGGUUAUCAGCCUCGUUUUGUCGUGGAAACCUCAGGUACUGUCGAAAGCAUAGUUGAUUGUUAAAAUAUUUUUAUUAAGCGGAUUGUCCUACAUUUAACGUACUAUUUUGGAAAAGUUAAUUUAAAGAUACUUUGAAGUAUAAAUUCUGCUACUCUUUUUGUUACAAUUAUACUUAAAGGCUACUUUUACUGUUCUUCAGAACUAAAUCUUUAAGCUUAAAAAGAACUUAAAUUAGCUUUUUUUUAUUAAAAAUACGUAGCGUUUGGUAGUUCUCGAGCUAUUGCAUUUUAAGUAAAAACGACUACUACCUGUUACAGUGAUUUUUUAACACUGGUAUUUCUUGUUAACAUUGGCAAUACAUUUUUUGCUAGGCUGUAAUAUUUAUAUUGCAGUGUGAAAAAUUUGAUAUUUUUUAUUUUGUGAAGUCGUCCUCUACGAGCUUUGUUGUGCUAUAAAUACAUGAGAAUUUCAAAAAAUUUGUGUUCUAAAAGCAUUUUGGAUUAAAUUUUUUAAAGUGUAUAUUUUGUCUCCAAGAGGACCCGGGUAGAAAUAUAUUACUAUAUUUAAUACUACUUUUGGCUUGUGACUUGUAGUGCUGGUACUAGGUUAUUUAACUAUUGGAAAACCUGAUUUAGAACUAAUUUUUAAUUUAUACUAUUAUUUUUAAACUUUGCUUAGAGAAUUAUCUACUAUUGUUGCUUAUAUUUGUAUUCAAAGGCUUGAUGACUAUAUGGUUAAGAUAAAAUAAUAUCUACAAGUGAAGCUAAUAUUUUUGUACAAAACUGUAAUAUAAACUUUACUAAUAGCAUACUCAAUGUGUAAAAUAGAGCCAAUAGCCCCGGAAAAGCGGGAUUCAUGGACAAAGCAGUCGUGUACAGAAUCAACUAUUUCUAUUCAAAUUCCUAGGGUGUACAAACAACGAUGGAUUGUACUGGCUGUAGUGGCACUUCUUAAUUGCACCAACACUUGUGCUUGGAUUGGAUUUGCCAAUGUUGCUAAUCAUGUAAACAAAUUUUAUGGCACUGACGUGAGUUCUUAUUUUUUUACUUUUGUGUACAUAUUGAAGUUUAAGAGACAAAAACAGUUAUUUUUUAAUAGUUUUUUGUUAUGUUUUUAAAAAAUACUGGUUUUGAUUAUUUUUCAGACAGCAGCCAAUUUGUUUUCUGGCAUUUACAUGUUGGUUACAGUUCCAGUUGGAAUUGUUGCUAUGUGGGCCGGCCGCUUCUUUGGCUUACGAGUUGCUAUUCUAAUUGCUGCGUGGUCGAAUUGCAUUGGAGUGCUAAUUCGUUUAGGAAGGUAAGUAUUUUUAGAUUUUCAUUUCAAUUUUUAGAAAAGUUUUAAAGUUUAGAAGUAUAGUGCUAUGGGAGUAGACUCUAACCAUUUUUUGCUAUAGUAUCCCGUUUCAGUUCAUGGGUUGGAAUGGACGCACGUUUCCCAAUAGGAUUGACCGGUCAAGCUAUCGCUGCUGUCGCCUAUCCGUUCAUCAUGUUCUUGCCUACAAAAGUUGCUGGAACAUGGUUUGGAGCUGAUCAACGUGGGCUUGCUACAACCAUCGGAGUUAUGUCAAACCCUCUCGGAGUGCUAUUGGCUAGUCAGACAUCUCCAAAGCUCGUAACAGCUCCAGAGCACGUGGUAUACCUGAAUGUAAUCGUUGCCAUCCCAGCGGUCAUUGUAUGUCUAAUGGCUACUGUUGGAGUAAACCGCUCUGAACCCAAAACUCCACCAACUUUGUCUGCUGCUACUACACAAAUGGAGUUUGUAGAAGGUCUGAAGUCGUGCUUUACUACUCCACAAUACAUCGUACUGUUGAUUGUUAUGGGCGGAGGCAUUGGUAUGUUCAACUGUCUUUACACAGUAAUGCAACAACUCCUAUGUCCAUCUGGUUACGGUAACGACUUCUCUGGAUGGUGUUCGUCUCUCAUGAUCAUCGGUGGAGUUAUUGGAGCUACAGCUUCUGGAAUCUUCGUCGACAGAACCAAACGCUACACAGAGACUAUGAAGGUAUGUAUGACGUUGGCUGUUGUUCUUGGCCUCACCUUUCUCCAACUGACCUUCGUGGAGAAUAUUGGAUGGGUGAUUCUGCUUUGCUGCUUCUUCUUCGGAAUCCUCGGCUUGGCCAUCUACCCAGUUGGCUUGGAAAUGUCCGCCGAAUGCACUUUCCCAGUCACAGAAACUACCUCAACCGGUCUGAUCGUACUCACCGGUCAAGUGAUGAGCAUCAUCUUUGUUGCGUUAGUGUCGACUAUCAACAAACCAAUUUCUGAUGCCAAGAAGAAGGUUCAAGUGUGUGACUUUAAGAAUCCAGAGAUGGCCAAAGACGCGUGGUGGGGUCUGUUUGUGAUCUCGAUUAUUGCCGUGUUGUUGGUGGUCAUCUUGAUCAGCAUCUUCCGACCGGUCUACAAGAGGAUGUUGGCUGAGCAAGGAAAUGUGACUCAUACCGAAGUGGAAACUGCAGCUGUUGCGGUCGGAAAUGAAGUGCAACAUGAAGUUGAAGGUAAGACUUUUGAAUUCUUUGAGGGUUGUUCUUGAUUUUGACUAGAUUUUUCUUAUUGUAACAUUUUUUUGUAAAUUACGGUUUUUUAAAAGCUUUAACCUUAACAUUUGCAUAUUUUCAGUUCUCACUCAUCAUCAUUAA